This is a messenger RNA of Scylla paramamosain (green mud crab), 2522 nucleotides long. RefSeq lists its product as uncharacterized. Bases 1078 to 2211 code for a protein of 377 amino acids. The record is from RefSeq and is a predicted model, not a curated record. NCBI's taxonomy places the organism in Eukaryota, Metazoa, Arthropoda, Malacostraca, Decapoda, Portunidae. The transcript has 2 exons.
CUCGUAGGAAUUAGAAGUGUAUUGCAAAUCUGCUAGGUGACAGACAGAGGGUCGUCUUAUCGCGAUUCUGCCAGGUGACAGACAGAAGGUCGCCUUAUCGUGACUGCAGUGUUACAUGCAACAGGUGGAUGGAUGCAUACAUACAUGAAUAGAUAAAUAGAUAAAUAAAUAACAAAGAAGGUACGACAAAGGAAGGAAAGAGAGAGAAGGGGAAAGAGAAUCGAGAUAGAAGGGAGAUACUACAGUGGGUCUCAGAGGCCGUGUUACAUUGCUUUUAUGGAGUGACUGACAAACGGAUGACGAUGGAUCACACGUUAACGAGGCUUAUUUCAGACACUGUUGAUUUUCGUCACUAUUGUGGAACAACAGAAAUGGAUAAUGAAUGUACUUGGAAAGACUACAAAAGGAAGAAGACGAAGGGAAAGAGGACAACGCCCACACACUCACCCACACACCGCCAUUCCACCCACGCACGGCGACACUGCCUUGCUGUGCCUCUCACGCUUCACGUCUCAGCCACAGCCACGACUCUCGCUGCUUCGCUCCGCUGUUUCAAAACUUUAACGAAACGCGCCGCUCAUUCCACCUUUCCUUAUUUAAUCAGAUCCGCGCCCACUUGAGCAUCAGACGCCCACCUCACUCAACACUCACAUAAAUAAAAAUAAUAAAGCGUCACUGCAAUAAUUGUCACGCCUUCCUUCCUUCCUUCCUUAUUCUUCAUCGACAAGAAUUCCAGGAAAGUGUCAUUUCGAAACCCUGUCCCCUUACCCGAGUAUUGACUGGCUGAUGCAUCAUGGCUUUAUGAACGCGCUCAUUGGUAGAAAAAGCAUUGCAAGUAAUUACUUGAGUGGUUCACGCGUCUCAAUGCGACUGUUUGAACUCUUCCUGACUGACCAACCACUGCUUGCUAUUCACAGCUGAAAAGAUCGAUUACGUGAACACCUGAGGAACAGCAAAUGGAAAAUGGACACGUGAAAAUUACUACCAGUAGCAGCAGGUACUUCACCUCUUGCUAUCGUCCUACAGCUGCCCUGCAACCUGGCCUCUCCAAAUAAUGGCCGUGGCGACAUCUGCAGGAUGACUUCACUUCCUGUCGCUUUCUGCGGCAGUACACACACACACACACACACACACACAGACAUACGCACGACAAUCAUGAGGAGAGUCUCGCAGUGCUCGCUGCUGCCGCUGCUGCUGCUGCUGCUCCUGGCGCUUAGUCCUGGAAACGCACCAAGCCCCACCCUGGCCCAGGACUGUAGUGCUGCCGACAUGGUAGUGAAGGAAGGACAACCACAAGUCAUCAAUACCACACAAGUCAUCAGGAACGGUGAACGAUAUGAAGGUCAUCUUACGUUGUUUCUGAAGCCUGAGAGCGACUUUGAGGGCGUCCGUCUUGAUGUGCAGGCAAGUAACGGCACUCACCACACUGCCUGGUUCCCUGCAGAGGAGGAAUGUUUCCCGCGUGAUGGCACGUGGCGGGAAUUCGAGGCGCGAACAUGGAAAACCGAGAAUGGGUUUUACUUGGGUUUUAUGUGUGGUAGAUGCUGGAAGGAGUGCUGGAUCAAGACUUUCCAGAUGAGCCUCAAGAGCCUCAGCGUGAUGGCGUACGGCCCGUCCAGGUGGAGAAAUGAAAGGCCACCCAAGGGUUGUAGCGUCACCUUGGUAAGGCUUUCCCUGCGCAUUCAACUGCCCGUCUGCCAGGGGGCUCCAUCUACCACCACCAGGACCACAAACGCCACGACCACCACCCCCGCGACUACCGCCACCGCCAAGACACCCACCGCCACGACCACCACCACCGCCACGACACCCACCACUACGACCACCUCCACCACAACCACCACUACCACCACCACCACUACCACCGCCACAACCAUCACCUCUAGGACGCCCUGUACUCUUAAGUUGACACAAGACAAGAUAAUGAUCAUCGCAGUGUCAGCAGGAGUGGUGGUGGUGGUGGUGGUGGUGGUGGUGGUGGUGGUGCGAAAGAAGCCGAAUUCUGUGAUAUUACCAAAUAUUGUGAGGUUCCAGUCCCAACCUGCCGUCCCCAACCGCCCCCAACGGUUCACCACCUCUAGGAGCACAUCCCAGACCAAGACCAAGAAGGCUCCUAUUAACAAAUGCUGCCUGACCUCUCAGCACGCAGUGAUGGUGUUGGGGUCUGCACAAGACUCAGUGGAACCAGUGUACGAUGACGUGCUGCCUUAACACGGCGUGCGGCCUCCCUCAACUGUUUACAAGAAUGUACCUCCCACUGGUGGCACCUUACUGGCACCUGGAGGCUUCAAGAGUCCGUGGGUUACACCUAUACGCCACGGUGCUGUAGACAACAUGCACUGCUGUGUUUUUGUAAAGGAGCAGCAUUCGGCAGCCUUGUUCCCUCAAGAGUUUGUCAAUGAUGUCUCGUGAUUUGCUUAGCUUGGUUUGUUUUAGCAAAAGUUCUCUUUGUUUGUUUGUUGGAUACUCCAAGAGUGGCCUUGGCUAACUGUCGCAGCCCAGUGACCAGUGUGCACUCCCUG